This is a messenger RNA of Striga hermonthica, 2067 nucleotides long. The record is from the annotation of a GenBank genome assembly. Lineage: Eukaryota; Viridiplantae; Streptophyta; Magnoliopsida; Lamiales; Orobanchaceae.
AUGAGGAAGGCCAGAGUAAAUCCAGUCAUCACCAUAGCUCUAGUGUGCUUCUGCUUCCUUGCCAACUCCAUCAGCUGCACGAAGCUGAAAACAUUCCGGCGAGAGUACGGUUCCUUCGACCCGACCCACUUCGAAAUCUUCACAGUGGAUACCCCCGCCACCAUCAGCAACGGCGCCCUCCAAGUCACCCCGGACUCCGCCUCCGCCGACUUCAAUCUCUUCAACAACUCCGGCCGCGUUCUCCUCCCGCAGAGGUUCAAGCUCUGGCACGACGCCACUGCCCCGGCCGCCUCCUUCAACACCUCCUUCCUCAUCAACAUCAGCCGCCUGCGCAACGGCAGCACCCCCGGCGAGGGCCUCGCCUUCCUCAUCGCCCCCGACCUCCUCCUCCCCGCCAACAGCUCCGGCCGCUUCCUCGGCCUCACCAACUCGUCCACCGACGGCAGUCCCUCCAACGGGGUCGUCGCCGUCGAGCUCGACACGUUCCGGCAGGAUUUCGAUCCGGACGACAACCACGUCGGCAUCGACCUCCACACCGUCAGAUCCGCGAGGACCGAGUCCCUAACCCCUCACGGUAUAACCCUCGCCCCCAACGACACCAGGUUUUACAACGUCUGGGUGGACUACGACGGCGAGGCCAGGGUCAUUGACGUGUACAUUGCGGAGCAGUUGGAGAGAUUGGGGCCCACGCCCCAGAAGCCGCGGGCGCCGAUUCUGCGGGCGGAUUUGGAUCUGAGGGAACACGUCCACCAGCACUCCUACUUCGGGUUCUCGGCCUCCACGGGGAGGACCAACCAGCUCAACUGCGUGUUGAGGUGGAACCUAACCGUUCGAUACUUCCCCGAGGAAGACGGGAAGUGGGUGGCGGCGGCGCUGGGGGCGGGGAUCCCGGCGCUGGUGGUGCUGCUGGCGGCGGCGGCCUGGGUGGGGUGGUGUUGGAUGCGGCGGAGGGCGGCGCUGGCGAAUCCGGAGCUGGUGGGGGCGCUGAAGAUCCUGCCGGGGACGCCACGGGAAUUUGGGUUUAGGGAUCUGAAGAAGGCAACGAAUGGGUUUGACGAGAAGAACAACAAGCUGGGGCAGGGAGGGUUCGGGGUGGUUUACAGAGGGGUGCUGGCCAAGGAGAAUAACUUGGAGAUUGCGGUCAAGUGGUUCUCCAGGGAGAGUAUCAAAGGGCAGGAUGAUUUCUUGGCUGAGCUCACCAUUAUUAAUCGCCUUCGUCACAAGCAUCUUGUUAAGCUACUGGGAUGGUGCCACCGGAACGGGAAAUUGCUCCUUGUGUACGAGUACAUGCCCAACGGCAGCCUGGACAAGCACCUAUUCGCGGCGGGCCCAGGUUUGGAGUGGAACCUCCGGCACAAGAUCAUCUCGGGGGUUGCGUCAGCCCUUCACUACCUCCACAACGAGUACGACCAGCGCGUGGUCCACCGUGACCUUAAGGCCAGCAACAUCAUGCUCGACUCCAACUUCAACGCCCGCCUCGGUGACUUUGGGCUUGCCCGGGCCCUAGACAAUGAGAAGACCUCCUACGCGGAGGCUGACGGGGUCCUCGGCACCAUUGGCUACAUCGCUCCCGAAUGCUUCCACACGGGCAAGGCUACCCAGCAGUCGGACGUCUAUGCCUUUGGCGCUGUUAUCUUCGAGGUCGUCUGCGGGCAGCGGCCAGGCACCAAAAUCGCGGGCUUUCAGCUGCUCGUCGAUUGGGUGUGGCUUCUGCAUAGGGACGGGAGGCUGCUGGAGGCUGUUGACAAAAGGCUUGGAGACCGCUUUGUUGAGGAUGAGGCCCGAAGGCUGCUGCUACUGGGGCUCGCAUGCUCGCACCCAUCCGCGGGUGAGAGGCCCAGGACACAAGAGAUUGUGCAGAUUAUAUCUGGGACGGUCCCGCCGCCUGUUGUCCCGCCUUUCAAGCCGGCAUUCGUAUGGCCAGGAUCUGGGCCCUUGGGUUCAGGCCUGGACUCGGGCUCUGGAAACGAGACGACGACGAUUACUACUUCGCAUUUUGGCUCAGGAUGGAGUCCUCAGUAUUUGAGCAGGGAGAGCUGUGGAGAGCAAAAUGUGGCCUGGGUGUAG